Messenger RNA from Polyodon spathula (Mississippi paddlefish), 1017 nucleotides. RefSeq names its product deoxyribonuclease I (gene dnase1). The coding region runs from base 6 to 878 and encodes 290 amino acids. Gene Ontology annotation, molecular function: DNA nuclease activity. The record is from RefSeq and is a predicted model, not a curated record. Gene Ontology annotation, cellular component: nucleus. The transcript is spliced from 7 exons. Lineage: Eukaryota; Metazoa; Chordata; Actinopteri; Acipenseriformes; Polyodontidae. Gene Ontology annotation, biological process: DNA catabolic process.
UGACAAUGCUGCUGGUGGCCUGUGUGGAGAGGGCAAGCUGCUCACUGCUGAUAGGCGCCUUCAACAUCAGGUCCUUCGGGGACAAUAAAGCAUCCAACAUCACUUUAAUGGACAUCAUUGUGAAGGUUGUGCAGAGGUAUGACAUCAUUCUCAUUCAGGAAGUGCGUGACAGUGACCUGUCUGCCACAAAUACCCUCAUGAGGAAACUCAACAGUGGAUCCCAGCAUGUUUACCGUCACAUAGUGAGUGAUCCACUGGGACGGAGCACUUACACCGAGCGCUACCUCUUCAUCUACAGAGAUGAAAGGGUGUCGGUGAUUGACAGCUAUCACUAUGACGACGGGUGUGAGCCCUGCGGCAACGACACCUUCAACAGAGAGCCUUUCGUGGUGAAGUUCUCCUCUCCUCACGCAGGUACCUGCUGCACUCAUUCAUUCAUUUUUUUGACCACCUCGGUCAGAGAGUUUGCCAUCGUACCCCAGCACACCUCGCCCAGCGAUGCCGUGCAGGAAAUCGAUGCUCUCUACGACGUCUGCAUGGAUUUGGUGUCACGGUGGCAGACAGACAACAUUCUGCUGAUGGGAGACUUCAAUGCCGGCUGCUCCUAUGUGACGCCCUCCAAUUGGCCCCGGAUCAGGCUGCGCACGGACCCCCAGUUCCAGUGGCUCAUCCCAGACAGUGCAGACACCACCGUCACCGAAACACACUGCCCGUACGACAGGAUCGUUGCCAGUGGAUCAGCCAUGAAGAACACAGUCUCUCCUGGGUCCGCCGUGGUUUACGAUUUCCAGACCGUACUGAAAUUAACUCAAGAUCAAGUAAGGGUUUCCUUCUCAUUUCUAUUAUUGCAGCUCUGCCUCCAUGCAAAUGGGAUUUGAGCUUCUGUUUCUCCACACUCGUAUCUCAGCCAGUUCAAUGAGUAAGUGAGGGAAGCCUCAUAUCAGUGAUCUGACUAGAGGAGACCGAUUCUCAAAUAUAUCACUGCAGCUUUGUCAUGAAUGCAGAUCGCUAGCUAGU